Amoebophrya sp. A120 is the source of this 6496-nucleotide messenger RNA. The record is from the annotation of a GenBank genome assembly. Lineage: Eukaryota; Dinophyceae; Syndiniales; Amoebophryaceae.
GUCGCGCUCGCGAGUAGACCCCCGACGGUUAUAGUUACAACCAGAGCUGCAGGAGCGCUAGUUGUCGGCUAACAUUGCGUUUUUGUAGCGGUGGACAGCGCAAAAAUGGCAAUCAAAAGUUAAUAAAGGAUGGCUCCCACUUCGGUCCGGUCGUUUUUCUUUACAGAUGGAAUAGUGACCGUAACUGUGACUGUAUUGCUGUCGCUCAGCUUCUUGUAGCUGGUCCAGGUCCACCGCACAGAGAAUCUGGUCUUCGCGCCCGCAAAGGUGGCGCUGCAGGCACUGCUGCUUCUGCAGCGAAGAGCAACAUGAUGAAGACAGCGGGCGAGAAGAAGCAGCAGCAGCAGGCCUACCGCAUCUACUUCCUUCGCCAUGCGGAGAGCGCCAAUAAUGCGCGGGCGGAGGGCGAGACAAGGAACUGCGACCCCGGACUGACGGCUCUGGGAGAGCAGCAGCAGGAGGCCCUCGCCCGCGCUUUGCUGCAGAAUAAUGUAGAAGUCAGAUCUGGCAGUGGCAGUGGUGCCGUGAAGGAGCAGUCGACGGGUUUGUUCCCCUUCUCCCGCAUUCUCGUGUCGCCCAUGACGCGGACGCUCCGGACCUAUCAAAUGCAAAUAUGUCUGGGUCUGAUAGAAGUUUGCUGCAACUUGUGAUGCGGAUUCUAGAAUAGGCAGAAAGAAAGACUUGUAUUGCAGGGGGGCCAAAAGCUGCCCGUUUCUUGCUACUUACGCACAUAGAGACUUUCUCAUGCAGGACAGGCAUCUUCAGGAAGCCUGCGCAAAACCUGUAAUGCUUCUGCAUGUUGCACUAGAGAGAGAGACCAGUUAUCUGUGACCGAAAAGAUGCAUGACAAACUCCUGAACCUGCAGCACCCAUCCAGCCCCAGACAUUUUUGCAAUGCAUAGAACCGCGAGCAGCCUGAUCCGCCACACUGUCGAACACGCAGGCGGGCCUGAAGAACCCUAUGACGUUAAUAAUUUCCAUUUCCUUUCCCGAGAAGGCAGUAUAGUAUAGUAACAAUAGGCGUGGGCCUGCGGGCCUAAAUUCCGGUGGGUUGGUCGGUCGGUUGGUUGGUUUUGGACAGACGACAUGUGACCGAACCCGCUGCAUUGUGUUUUGUGUUUUUCUGAGAUUCAUCCACUACUACUGUUGAAACUACCUACCUACCCACCUACCUGGCGUCCUUUCCUAUGCAUUGUAGUACCGUGAUCGCACCGACCCACCUACCUACCUAUCCCUUUCCACCCAGAGACAGCUGGUCACGCCUACCGGCCUACCCACCCACCAGCCUGGUUGGUGGGUGGGGCGAGGGAGCGUGCGCUGCCUAUUGGCCACGCCUACCGACCUACCCACCCACCUCGCUGGUGGGUGGGUGGGGCCGGCGAGGGAGUGCGCGCUGCCUAUUGGCCACACCUACCGACCUACCCACCCACCUUGCUGGUGGGUGGGUGGGGCCGGCGAGGGAGUGCGCGCUGCCUAUUGGCCACACCUACCGACCUACCCACCCACCUUGCUGGUGGGUGGGUGGGGCCGGCGAGGGAGUGCGCGCUGCCUAUUGGCCACACCUACCGAAGCUGAAGAUGAAGACACUGAUCAGCAUGACAAUGAUGGGGGGGGGGGGGGCCUCGCGGCCGUGUCUCUAAUUCCUCGCGCUAGUCCCUGGCCCUAAUCCCUAUCUCUAUAGAGUGAUUAUCUCUAAUAAUUCCCGAUCUCCCGCUCUCCCUUUCAUCUUUCUUAUCCUGAAUAUCUCUAGAUAUCUAUAUCUGAUCCCUGUCGCCCGGAUCCUCGGCUCCGAGGAUCCCUGCUUUCGGCCGACGCGAAAACAGGGAUCCUGAGCUCCGAGGAUCCCUGUUUUCGGCUGACGCGAAAACAGGGAUCCAACCGCCACCAUCAGGUCGGAGGAUCCCUGUUGUUGUGGGCGCGAAAACAGGGAUCCUCGUGCGUGAUGUUUAGGACAGACAGAUUCUCGGUGGGUAUGACUCUAAGUGUUUAUGCGUGACAAACUUCAUCUUCAUUACGCGGCUUUUUAUGCAUGACAAAAUCAAACAAGAAGCAUACUCAUGCAUGACAAAUUCAACCACGCGUGACGCUUGCGCAUGACAGAUUCAAUAUUGUCUGUGGAGAUCACGCACAGUAAUAGAAAUGUCGGCAGAGGUCUUGCUUGGGAUAUUGUCGGCGCCGGGCCUCGACGACGCGCCCGAGCGCUUCGUUGAUUGUGUCCGCGUUUCGAAUAUCGAAGCAGGCGGACUUCGCGUCGAUCGCAAUCUGCGGAUUCAAACGGAGAUACACGCAGAGCCGCCACCCAAAGUACGCGUCUAGGAUCAUCCGCUCCCAGUAGUCCAAAUCCCACGACACCUCCUCGGGCUCGUAUUGCAGCCCGAGCUUUUUCAGUUCCUCCUUCUUCAUGAACUCCCUAAUGCUGGCCGCCCCAAGUUUUGUUUUUGUUGCGAUUCCGCACUGUGUUAUGCAACGCAAAAAUAUCGCGCUCGUGGCUGUGGAAACGCAAGCGCGAAGAGGAAGAAAGGGCACGUGAGAAGGCAUAGGGGGACGCCGGCCUUGUCACGUGUUUCUUUUCUCCAAGCUUGCCAGCCGCCCUGCGGAAUAUUUUUGCAUGGCGUACGCAUGUCCGCAUGCAGUUGGUACAAAUAAUCCACGCGCACACCCUUAUGGCUGUUAACCAGCCAGACAGCCGGACCGGGGGAGCCUUCGCCGGGGUCUUUUUUACUUUUGUUUCCACUGGGGUCGAGGAGCACGCGCUCGGGGACGCAAACGUGCGUCCCUGAAUCGUUUACGCAGUAGUUCGGAUAGACGUACGUCCUGCAUUUCUUGUCGUUGCAUCUCCGCAAGACAAUUUCGAAGUUCUCCACACCGCGCGCGCCCCAUGCUUCUACUUUUACUGCCUUGUCCCGCACGUGCGUGGCGCCUCCACACAAGGGGCACACGACGCCUCCCUCCUCGGGUUCUUUCUUUGGCCGCCCGCGCCGCCGCGUCCUUCCCGCCUCUUGUUCCAUUUUUUUUGCGAAUUUACUUGACCGCGCACUCGACCACGAAAGACCUCUACGAAAUUCUUACAAAAUAAGGCGGAGCUGCUGAAUUCUGACUAUAGGAACUGCUGGGGUCGCUGCUGUUUGAAAAAAAUACUUUUUUGGUUGCUGGCGUUAUUCUGGUAGAAAGGGAAAUGGGUGGGUGGAUUGGAAUUGAUCUCAGCCUCCGCGCGGGGAAUUUUGGUGUGGGUAGCUAGGCUUCGUGGGGACGCCUUUUUUCUCGUGUAGCUCGUAAUGCUGCAGCGGUAGUGCGAGUAGCGCAGUGUCGCUUUUCGUUGUUGGAAGAAAACUGCGAUGCGGGUGAGCGUAACGCGGGCUUUUUAUCUCGAUCUUUUUUUCGAAGAUUUCUUCUCGCCCAUUGAUGGCGUGUAGAUGCUGAGGCGUUCUUCCUUUUUUGCGCGAUGUAAGUGCAGGCCCUUCUUUACGAGCACUACUUCUACCUACCCCGGCUACCUACCUGCCUACCUACUUUCCCACCGACCCUCCUACCUCUCCUUUCCUUCCGCGCCUCCCCGCGGCUGGUGUUCUGGUUGCAAACCUGUGGGCAUGGCUGUAGACCUGCCGCGCGGGGGCAAUUUUUUUUGCUGACCCGACCGGCCGGAGGGGUCGGUAGUGACCCGGACCGCCCUACCAGCCAGACUCGCGCUGGCGCAGCGUCUCGAUGGGCGUACCUUCUAAACCGCCACCCCGGCCCGGCGGCCCGGUUAGGAAGUGCGCAGCUAGCUGUGCGGACUUUGCACCACAGAACGAGUCCAGGUAGACUCGUUCCUGUGCGGCCUUUAUCAGCAUUACAAACUGCGUUUCGGGUGCACUUUGGAAUGCGGAUUUUAGAACACAGAACGAGUUCAGGUGGACUCGUUCCUGUGCGGCCUCUAGCAGCAUUACAAACUGCGUUUCGGGUGCGCUUUGUGAUGCGGAUUUUUGGAGCACAGAACGAGUCCAGGUGGACUCGUUCCUUUCCAUUUCCUUUCCCGAGAAGGCAGUAUAGUAUAGUAAGUAAGUAUCCACCGUCUGGAGGUGUCUGCAGUGUCUGUUGUGCAGCUCAUGGUGCGGCAGUAAUCACUACUUCUGCACCGUACUAUAUUGACUCAAAAACUCUGUUCCUGUUGGCAUUGGCUGUUGGCUACAAAUUGAAAAAGUGAGCAUGAAAAGAUUUUUGCUGGACGUGGACCUGGAAAUGGAAUCUGUUCAACCUCAUACAUCCCCGCUGGCACCGACGACCGUGGAGCCGCUAUUGUGCGAAGAGGGUGGUAUAUGAGAGUGCACAACUACUCGUCUUGCUCCCUCUCAUUUGUAUUUUUGCAUGAACAGCAAUACAAAUGACACCACCGCACCUGGAGCCUCUGCAUGGCAAAUUCAACAUGGGCCUAGUGUAGUACUGUUUGGGCUUCCGGAAUCUGUCAUGCAAACAGCGCCAAAAGGCAGCAGCUGGAUUUGGCGUUUUGCAUGACAAAGGAAAGGAAGGGGUAGUAGUUGUGUACUUUCAUAGGGCAUUUUCGAGGGUGACCGCAGCCUCUCCGCGGCGGAGCGGCAGAUGCAGUUCGAGAACGAGGGGGGUGUAGUCGGCGGCAGUGCGGCUAGUACAACCGUCAAACGUGGGCUCAGCAAGGAGGAAAUGGUAAAUGUCGUGUUUGGGGAGACUGUAUCACAAGAAGAAGUGUUAACGUUAAACGGAAUUUGUGAUGCACUAAUGCAUCACAAAACGUGCCCAAGUUUGUCAUGCAUAACAUGCAUACCAGGCAAAAAUUAUCAUGCAUUUUUGCAAUCUAUGAAAACCGUUAACGUUAGCACUUUUUUGUUUGACAGACUGCUCCCGCCUCUUCGUCUUGGUCUUGGAAUCCACUGCUGAAUCACGCCUUUCUCGCGGAGCACAUGUGGAUAUGACAGCGCACAACUCGCCCUCAUUUGUAUAGCAUGAAUGGCAAUACAAGCAUCAGCAAGAGUGCCGGUUUUGCAUGACAAAUUUGCACUGGAGUGUAGUGCUAUUUGGGCUGCCAGAACUUGUCAUGCAAACAGUGCCAAGAGGCAAAGGGUGGGUUGGGUAUUUUGCAUGACAAAUGAGGGGGAGGGGGAGUUGUGCACUGUCAUAGUGGAGUCGCACUGGCAUCACCUUGCUGACCGCACCAGACGCCGCACGACUGUCGGUCCGCUUUUACCGGAAUGAAUUCGACGACGCGUCUGGUACAGGAAUAAAAACUAGCGAUGAUGCCGACGGGCCGCCUGGGUGGUGGGUUGGAGGCCGCGAGAGCCCGGACUAUGAAUUGCAAAUAUGUCUGGGUCUGGAAGAAUACAAACCUGUGAUGCGCAUUUCGGAACACAGAAAAAUCUGUCAUGCAUAGGUUGCACAAGCUGCCCACUUUCUGUCACCAAAGUGAGGGAUUUGUCAUGCGGAUUCGGCAUUGCGGAAGCUUCUCGAAACCUGUGAUGCUAGAGCUUCCAUGCCAGACCUUCUAUGUCAUGCAAAAACAGCAUGACUCUUCCAGACCAGACCCAGACAUUUUUACAUUUGAUAUACCACCAUUGCCAGCAACUCCACACGUUGUUCACGAGGCCGUCUUUGCCUUCCGCCACCGCUAUCCAAAGUUUGACGCGCUCUACUUCCUCUUCCGGGCUGCUGCUUCGCGCAUCCUCACCUUACCCGGUUUUCUGUGCCUUCCAGACGUUGAGGCGCUCCAUUGUCACCGAUGUCGAAACCGCCAGUCGCGGCGGGAAAAACCGGCCGCUGGAAAGCUGGGAAGAGGUGGAAAAGCACCACCUGAAAAUUCCCACGCUGGACAACUACAAGCGGCCGAAAAACGCCCCGCUGCCGACGGAACUGACGAGAGCCGAUUACCAUCAGUUCAUGCGGGGAAAGCCGCGUCGGUGGCAGCAGCAAACGGUUUGUCCGGCGGUAGGCGCGGCGUUGAUCUGCUUCACGUUUUGCGAGAUGGCCUACGCCAUGUUCAAACUGAAACCGGACGACUUCGAUUGGAUCGAGGAGGAGAGAGCACGCGCCAGAGCCGCCCGAGAGCGGAUCGACCUCGAAUUGCGGAGGCGCGAAAAGGAAUCGAANGUUCUAACGCCCAGGUAUUGGCAGAGGCUAAAUCUGUUCUAACGCCGACCCGCCAGGAGUUAAAUGGUACUACUACUACUACUACUACUACUACUACUCGCAUGACAGAAAAAAACGUCUCUUGGGCAAUGUGCAUGACAGAUUUAGGAGUCAUGCCAGACAAGCAUGACAAACAUGCAUUCUUCCAGACCCAGACAUUUUUACAGUUGAUAGUGGAAAGAUACGUGUCAUAAUAUGCUUGAUUUUUGCGGAUCAUAAUGUGGGUGUAGGUGUUUCCUCGGUUGCAUGAAGUUUUUUUUGCCCAGCUGAAGUGGUAUCUAGUACACGAACUACUUUGCGGCUUCUGCUAUGCGUGAACAGUUUCGACACGAGAGAUAGAUCGCGGCCAGUUACUUUUGCAAAG